UAGUGCACUCAUGAGGUGGAGUGCAAACCAGUGCAAUUUCAAGCAAACAGAUGGGUCAUGAGGUCACAGCCUCUGGGAGUAAUCUGGCUGGUAGACGGUCCACCUUGGUUGGCAUGUCAGUAAUCACUCCGCGCCUUGUAAUCCUCCCCAACGAGCUUCGGUGCUGCUGGACCUGAGUGUAAAACAGAGCUGCCUGACUGCUAUUACUCAUCUCGAGUUCAUGUGAUAAGAAGAAUGGCAGGCUGCUGGACUUUGGCCUCCUUUCGGUGGAGGAUAUUUUUUCCGCAUCUACUCUGAGCUGAGGAAGGAAGUUGGAGAGGGUUUUUGUUCUCGAUUAACUGCUGAAUUGUGUUUUCAGUUCAAAGACAAACUAGGAUAUAUCAUCUGAACCAAACUGGAGCUAAACACACAUCAGCAGGAAAAAUAUCAGGUUACUUUUUAACUUGAUGUCACGGAUGACCCAGGCAGGGAGACGAGGAGGCGGACACAGGUGCAGGCUUUACAAACUGGCAUGAGCAUUUGUGAAGGAGCAUGGACACGUUCGCCCUCGCCGCUCUCCUGCUUUUCAUCUCUGGGGGGGUAAGUGCUGAAGUGGUCUUGGAACCCCAGAAUGAGUGGGUUCUCCGAACCGCUAACGCCAGUUUUAACUGCAGCACAAAACCAACAGGAUGGACGAUCAUGAUCUGGUCACUGAACGGAGUGCUGGCGCUCGCCAUUGCGGAGGGACGUGGUGUGCUUGACGGCAGCGAGCGUUUUUCUGCUCUGAACCACUCUACAACAGCACAGGCUAAGUGGGAGUUUAUCAUCAGGAAUGUGUCACGAAAUGAUGCUGGCCAAGUCAGCUGUCAGGUCCAAAGCACUGAGACAGUGACUGCAGGCCUGUCUGUCCAAGAGAGCGGCUCAGUGGAGAUCGUGGGGUCGAACCGGACUGUGAUGGAGGGAGAUCAGGUUGUUUUCCAGUGUCUAGCAGCGGGCUGGUUUCCUACACCACAGAUAUCCUGGACUACGAAUGGAACACCAGUGGACCAACAGUUCUUUAACACCAGCUCUGUAGAAGUGGGGACUCUGGUGAACUCCAACAGCACUGUCAGGCUCACAGCAGUCAGCAAUGUAUCUGUGGCAUGCCUGGCGUCUAUACCGGCUCUGACUACGCCUCAGCAGAGCAGUGUUUUACUCAUUGUUGAGAAGGUGGAAAAGCCAUCAGGUAUAGACCGGACUGUGCUGAUAGCUGUCACCGUGUCCGUCAGCGCUGUUGUACUCAUAGUCCUCAUCAUCAUUGCAAUCGUCUUCUGCUGUAAAAGGCGAAGAGCAAAGUCAAGCUACCAAGAGGAAGCAAGAUCACACGCGCGAUCACAGACAGCUGGAGAUAUACCGACUCGGGAAAGACAGGGACAGGAUAACCUUGGAUACGUUACAGAUCCUAAAGCAAACGACACCAGCAGUGAAUUAACUGACAGCGGGAUCUGGCAGAGCAGUCACAUCAGCACUAUUCAGAUGCCUCAUGUGAUCAACGGGAGCCAAAGAGACAACAAUCUUUAUGUCAGUCACCCCGUUGGUGAAAACGGUGUCAGGAAACAUAGACAUGUAACUAUAGUGUAAAUAUACAAUGAGAUACAGUGUUUAAUAAGACAUAACAGAUUUAUUUUUCUAGAAAAAAAAAAUUGAAAACUGUAAAUGCAGGAUUAAUUUUAUGGGAAAAUCUUUUUUUUAUCUUGCGAUAUGUGCAAUAAUUGUAGUGCAAUAUACUGUAUGUGCCCUCCUUUUUCAGAAAAAAAAUAUAUUAAAAGAAAUAAAAAAACUUUUAAUGGACUGUCACCGGCUGCAUAGUUAUGGAGCUUAAAAGCUGACAAGUUUUUGUAUAUGAAUUUUCUAUAUUUGAAAUAAAUAUACAAAAUAUAUUGCCUGACUUUAAUAGCAUAAUUCAUUAAUAAUGUUUUUUUUGUGUUCUGAAAUUGUGAGGUGGUAAAAUUAGCUGUUUAAAAUAUAUUUCAAAGUAACACGUUAGAUUUUCAGAUUAAAAAAAUUACAUCCAAAAAAUUUAAUCUAUUUAAUUUAAUUCAUGGCUCUUAAUUUUUUUUGUUUAAAAUAGAAAAAGGCAUUGUUAAAAUAUAAAAUAUUUAAUGUCAGGUAUAUUUAAUUCAAAUAAACAAAAUGCAGAUUCAAAUACUUAUGUCACCUAUAACAUCCAUAUUUUUUUACAGUCAUUGAAGUGGACCAAUAGAAAUUCUCUAAAAUUACUUUCUACAUUGACUUCUACAUUCUAUUGAAUUUUAGUACUUUUUCUUAUAAAGUUAUUUUUUUUGCAUGUAGGGAAAUGUUAUUCUUUUGGGUCCUAGCUGUGAAAUCACGAAAUCAAAAUGAACAUCUUCAGUAUUUCAGAAAUUAAUCAUUUAUUUGGCUUUAUUGUUCCAUUAAUGGCAUAUUAAUUAUCCUUAAUGUAUCCAUUUCCAACACCUCCAAAAAUAUAGCAUUACUCUAAAUAGAGAAAACAACCCCGAAAACAUGUUACUGUAAUUAAGGCUGGGUAUCAGAAUCUGAUUUACAGAAUCAAUUCGAUUCUGAUUCACACAGUUCCAGUUGAUUCAAUUUCUGAUUUGAUUCAAUAUCGAUUUAUUUAGGAAUAUUUCAGUUACAAUUACAAUGUUGUAAUGAUGAAAUUGUAUAGGCAACACUCAAACUACUAUUAUUAAAAAUAUUAGUGAAGAAUUAACCAAGGACAGUUACAUUCAUUCUUUUUUAUUAUUAUUAUUUAAUGUGUCUAUAACAGAACAACAGUGUAACAAUGUAAACAUACGCCUGCCUGUGAUUCUCAUAUAUAUAUAUAUAUAUAUAUAUAUAUAUAUAUAUAUAUAUAUAUAUAUAUAUAUAUAUAUAUAUGCAGCUGGCCCUCCGGCUCUACAGAUGGAUGACGUUAACAAAAACAUGCAUUUUAUGUACACUGGCCUGUUAAUCGCAAUACAAACAAGCAUUCACAAUGUACUGUAUGACCUAAUUCUGUGGAAUUCCUCCACAUACCACAUACUAUACAUCAGUGUAGAGUAAUCAGAACUGACUGCAGAUAAUGCAGUAAAAAUGUGUUUUUUAAUAUCACUAAGGAGCUGUAAUGUGUUUUAAUUGGCCCCCACGAAGAUGCAGAGAGGGGCUUAUGCUGCCGAGCCUUGAAGGCUUGAAAGCAGCAAAGCACAUAACAUCACUCACUCGAGGCUUAAUUAAGUUCCGCUGAGCUACUUGUGUAGAUCUCAUAUUUACUGUAUUGGAUUCCACCUUGGCGCAGUGUGUUCUCCUGCGUUCUCCUGUGAUUUCAUAAUGAAAUUCUCUACAGCAGGGUGUAGAGAACCUUCCUCGCAGAUCAUAAUGCACAGCUUCACUGUAGAUAACUGUUUGCUGUGUUUCUUUCACAGGUUCACUGUUUUAAUAUUUAAAUCGUUAUAGGGUCAGUAUCAGUAUAACAUGCCUUCUGUGUCUGUGGCAUAGUUGUAUAAAUUGCACAAAAAAACUGUGUAACAGGACAUUUCUUUAGAUUUACUCUGAAUGAACAGGUAUUAUUACACGCAUAGAUGAAAUAAUAACGAGCUAUUUAAAUGUGUCACUCUGGGAUAACCCAACCAUUCAACCCUUUCAGAUCUGAAUUAUGUUCUAGGGAUGAAAAAUAUAAGAAUGCAGUUUUUGUCUAUAAUCAGCACAAAAUAAAACACUACUCUAAUACAAAAUCUACAUGAAAAUAAGUCUAACUAAUUUUUUUUCCUUAACAUGAUUCAAAAUUUUCAAAAUCACAAAGAAUUAAUAUAAAAAAAUGAGCUUGUAUUACUUUGCCUUAUUUGUUCUGUAGUGCUGACAUGCCCUAAUGUCUGAGUUACUAAUUUUUUAUUAUAUUUAAUAAUUUUUUUUAUUUAUAUGGUGGUCUGGAUGUGUGGUGUGUUCAGGUCAAUAUCUGGCAUGUUUCUAUCUUAGCGGUGGGAAAUACAAGUGCAUCACUGAUCGAUUUAAACCCUGACAACAGUAAACAGUUAACCAAGCAGGAGCACCGUGUGCCCAGCUUGUUACCCAUGCAAAUAAACGAUCUGCAGCACACAAAUCCAGCUUUUACAUCAAAAAUAAACAAAAUAAAAAAUAAAAUAACAUUGUUGCUGUUGCCCUUAAUGAGCUGCUGGUGUACUUUUACAGCAUGAACGCUCAGGUUGGUAUCCUCUGCUGAGAUGAGCAAAAGCUCCGCGCUGUUAAGAUAAGAAACGCGCCAAAGUCAUAGCACACCUGGCUCUUAAAGGGAAUAACCGGUGCUCUGUAAAUCAAUAAAAUAGGGCCCAUUGUCUUCAUACAUAAAUAAGGUAAAGCCUGAGCUGUCAAACUUGUCAUGGUAAUUUUAGAAAAUCCAAAUCCAAAUCUUUGAACUAGAAGAAGGUCACCAUGAACGAUUUAACAAGUUUGGAGCUCUAGGUUAAACACUGUUUUCAUCAAAUGCUAAUUUUAAAAUAAAAUUAGUCAUGCACUCAGUCAUGCAGCUUACCAUGGCAGGGUGAAGGUAUGCAUGACAGGAAAUAUAAAAUGAAAAUAUAAAGUGAUUAAGCUGUGAAUGUUUGAUUUCUGUUUAAUCUAAAGUCUUAUAUAUAUUAAAUAUUAGGCACAGUAAAAGGCAAAAUAUUCUGAUAAUGACCCUGUAAUUAUAUCACUAAGAUCCUGUGUGUUCAUGUAUUUCUCCAUCCAAUAAGUGAAUCACACCCUGGAUGUACAUGUUUAUCAUUAGCUCAUAUUUAUAGCUCCAUGUCGGCCUGAAUCAUAAACAUUGGCACGCUCCACUUCUUUCUUAUGAAACUUUGCGCUCUCAGUUUCAUGGUCGGUGAGAAUCAGCCAACAGAUUAAUUUUACUGAUGAGCUUUUUAUGUGGUGCAUUAUGCUUCAUGAACCGUUUGCUAUUCGUUUAAAUUACCAAUGUUCUUAUGAAGUGGCCUUUUUAAAAAAAGCUUCCAAGUCGUUGAUUGAACACUCCUUUUUAUAUUGUUGUUAUCUCACUGAACAGAAAUGUAGGAAACUGUCUGAAAGAGUCCAAAAUGUAUUUCUGUAUAAACUGCCUGUAUAUUUUCUUUGUAUUGAUGAAUUGAUCACUGUAAUUAUUUUCUGUGUCCAUUAUUUUGUCACUUUUACAUCGUAUGUCUCCAAAUAUGAGACAAUCAAUUGGAAAAAUGG
This is a messenger RNA of Astyanax mexicanus (Mexican tetra), 5181 nucleotides long. RefSeq names its product immunoglobulin superfamily, member 5a (gene igsf5a). Lineage: Eukaryota; Metazoa; Chordata; Actinopteri; Characiformes; Acestrorhamphidae. Gene Ontology annotation, biological process: cell-cell adhesion. The record is from RefSeq and is a predicted model, not a curated record. Bases 532 to 1599 code for a protein of 355 amino acids. The transcript has 10 exons.